Messenger RNA from Galendromus occidentalis (western predatory mite), 2109 nucleotides. RefSeq lists its product as uncharacterized. The record is from RefSeq and is a predicted model, not a curated record. NCBI's taxonomy places the organism in Eukaryota, Metazoa, Arthropoda, Arachnida, Mesostigmata, Phytoseiidae. The coding region runs from base 43 to 1689 and encodes 548 amino acids. The transcript has 11 exons.
UUCAGCCGAAGGAACCGAGGCCGACUCCUAACGCGCCCCACCAUGAGGAAACUGCUGUUCCUUCUAACCCUCUGUGAAAUUUUUGAAUACUCAAAGGCGGAUGCCAAUGAUUCCUCAUGCCACUUCCCAGGCAGCCCAAAGCACGGCUUCUUGUCGGGGUUCGCCGAGAACUUCCCAAAUGGAUCAGUGGCCAAGUUUGCUUGUUCCCCUGGCUAUGAUCUAUUGGGACCGGAGAAUCUGACCUGCGUCAGCGGAAAGUGGGACUUAGGAGCACCACUUUGCGUGCGGGACGUCGCAUUGGGGAAGCCCCUUAAGCAGACCGAACCAUUCGGAAUCGACUUCAAGUCAGAAUUGGCGGUCGACGGAAACGACACCACCUGUACGGGAGCCGCGAACCACUGGUCGAUCGACCUCCUCGAAUAUUCUACGAUCACGAUCCUCAGAUUGGUUUUCGGCAGCAAGGUCCCUGCGAACGCGGUGUCAAUACAAAUAGGAGAGAAAACAGCGAGGAGCAGCGAGGAUCCUCACAUGAGCAUGUGCUCUGUGAUCGAAAGAGAGAUACAAGCAAACGAAAUUUACUUCGUCAAGUGCAGAUCUCAACCGACAUUUGGGAGUUAUAUCCGAGUGGACGUCGACCCGAAGCAUGGAUUCGUACCUUUGUGCACGGUGAAGGCUUAUGCUUCGUCGGGAUUGUCCCAUGAAGAUGCGUGUCCUCAAGGAAACAAAGAUACGAUCAAGGAUGCAUUUAAUGGCACAUGUUUCGAAUUCCACUACAUCGAAUCUGUUUCGAUCAGUGAUGCCCGAUCGAUCUGCUACAACGCCGGCGGUUAUCUCAUCGGAGGAGCUUACACGGAUCAGCGAGCCCUGGAUUACCUCAAGUGGCGCGGUGAAACGAUUUUCCUCGGAUCGCCUUUCUGGCUUGACCUCAACCUCACAGAAGCGGCGAAACUGGGGAAUCGGACUGAAGCAUCGAACGACUCCAGCAGUGGGGCCUGCUACGUUUUGAGCUCGAGAAGCGGUUUCGGUAGAUCGGAAUGCCAAUCACCAAAUCACGUGAUUUGUGCCUACAAUGUUGUGACCUGCGGGAGACCUCAUCUUCCUAGAGCAUUCCAUGACUGGCAAGUCAUUGGUAAACUCAAAACUGGACGGAGCCUCCGGAACGUCGGUUGUUCCGAAGGGUACUAUCCGGAAGCCAAUGAGCCUCCAAUCUGCGAGCCGAGCGGUGAAAUACGAGGGAAUGUCGAGUGUCACAAAUUCAAGUGUGGCAGGCAACCGUCGGUCAAGGAUGCCUUCUCUUGGGCACAAUCAAAUUCUUCUGUUGACUACUCGUGUAUGCGUGGGAAAUUCGUCAAGGGAGACUCGCGAGUUUACUGUGACGAAGCGACUUCACAGUGGGGCGUGGCACCUUCAUGCAGGACCUUGAUCGAGGUUUUGAACGAUUGGUUCAAUACCGUAGGCGACAAAGCGGCAAACGGAUCUCAUUACGUUCUCGAAAGGUUCCAGGGAAUUUCUGUCAUCAGUCGUAUCGCCAUACUCUCGGCCGUGGCUGCUGUUUUGGCUCUGGUCAUUUUAGCCAGCCUUUACCGGAUCUGGUUCUCGGGCAAACCCAAAGAGCUCAGGGGAGCAUUACGCUUGGAAAGCCGCCGAGAUCUGAUCGGGAUUGCGGACUCUCUGUCCAACUGCAGUUAGAGAUGCCUUGACGACGCUGUCAUUAGUUUGUUUGAAAGAUCAGCUCGGAGAAUUGUCCGAAACGGUCAAAAGGACUAUCAACUUUGUCUACUACUUAGAUAGAGUCGCUUGUAUGUAUAGCUAAGUAGAACUUGAGUCUUUUUAGGUCCGAUCUCUCAUGCGGUUUUCGUGAACACACUAGGAGACGACGGGCAAUGAGGGGAAGCACGCCUACGACUCGGAAUAAGCUAAGAAUUCCGCGGAGGGUGAUUGAAGUGAAUGUUCUACCCCCUACGCCGCAAUCGAUCUCCGACGAUGUAUCUUGAAAUCGUUGGACGACAUCCAUUCUGGAUCCAGGAAGCCACUAGCAUAACAUGACCCAUUAUACAUAAAGUACAAGUCAGAAAGGCUUCUACGAAACAAAGAGACUCGAAUAAACUU